CAUUAGCCAAUCAGCGUUUCUCAACUAGUUCAAAGCACGUGAAUGCAUCCGACUAGUAUUUAUGACUGCACAACUGGUACAUUCCACCUCCCAAUUGGUUACAAAAGCAGCAUAAAAACAAACACCAUUGUUCUGUACCCCUGCCUUCCUCAGUAGGCUAAAGAACAGUUGUAACCUACAGUUCGUUUUCUCGGUUUGAGGUGUCAAUAGGAAAAUGUAAUCCUAAUGGAACCUUUUUAAUUUAAAAUAAUUUCUUAUUCCAUAUCCUAAUUAAUUGCCCAUGGUGAUGUUAGAAUGUAUGUGCAUGGAGACAAACUGACCUCUACACACAGCAAACUUUGUCCAACUUUAACUCAUCACCUGACUGUGAGUGAUUGUUGGUUAAUGAUUAAAAAAGCAUAAGAAUAUAUCGGCGCGCAUCGUCUCUUGACUAGUCUGUGUAGACCUACCAAGUAAGGUAAAUCCGAUAACGCUCAUCUGCAGCAUAUAUACAUGUGUUCGACAGAUGUACUCCUAAGGUUAAAACCCCUAAAUGUAACGAGGGCAUUGUAAACUAGGCCACAUUGUUACUUACUUCCUCCUCCGCCCCCUUCAACGCAUGAAAAAACGAAACAGAACAUCUCUGAAAUUCUAUCAUCACUGAGAGGAGAGCGUUGAGCAACUGAGAAGAAAGACGCUUCAACUGACAGUGAGAUUUGGAGAAAUGUCAUUUUAUAACCAAGAACCUUUUCAUAAUCCGAGACUCCCUUUCACCGGCACUAUCCAAGGUGGGCUGCAGGAGGGGAAGACGAUCACUAUUACUGGGAAACUUCACCAUGGGGCAGACAGGUUCCAUGUGAAUUUGCAGUGUGGUUCUAGGGCAGGGGCGGACAUUGCCCUUCACUUGAACCCACGAUAUGACAGUCACCCUGGAUAUGUGGUGGCCAACACCUUGCAACAGUCCAGAUGGGGGACAGAGGAGCGGAAGCAGCAUUCCCCCUUUCAGCAUGGCUCUGGCUUCAGCCUCGUGAUCACCGUCCAGAGGGACGGCUUCCAGUUGAAUGCGAAUGGGAACCAUUUCAUGACCUUUAAGCACCGUAUUCCGUUUGACGCAGUGGACACCAUCUCAGUCGAGGGAAAAGUGGAGGUGACCUCCAUCGCCUUCCAGAACCCUGCACCCACCUUUCCUGCACAGCCAGGAUUUCCGGCACAACCUGGACUCCCUUCUUAUCCGGGAUUUCCGGCGCAACCUGGAUUUCCGCCGCAACCUGGAUUUCCGCCGCAACCUGGAUUUCCGCCGCAACCGGGAUUUCCGCCGCAACCGGGAUUUCCGCCGCAACCAGGAUUCCCUUCUCACCCGGGAUUCCCUUCUCACCCGGGAUUCCCUUCUCACCCUGGAUUUCCUGCUCAACCGGGAUUUCCCAUGCAACCAGAAUGUCCAGCUGUUCCAUACAAGAACAUGAUCAAUGGUGGACUCCACCCUGGACGCACCAUCAACAUCCAGGGAGUGGUUAAACCCAAUGCCAAUAGGUUUAAUGUUAACCUACUCUGCAACUCUGAGAUUGUGCUGCACUACAACCCCCGAUUUGACGAAACCCUAGUGGUACGCAACAGCAAGCUGAGGGACCAAUGGGGAAAGGAGGAGCGCUCUGGUGGAAUGCCCUUCCACAGGGGCCAGGCCUUCACGCUGUCUAUUUCCUGUGAGGCUCAGUGCUACAAGAUAGUGGUCAACGGGAAUCAGACAAGCACCUACAAACACCGCCACACCCUCCUCCAGCAGGUCAACGUCCUGGAGGUGGAUGGAGACCUCAGUUUGACCUCCGUGAUGGUUUAGGGCUGUGGGUCACAACUGUGACUCAGCCACUUGUUUAAUUUUGUGUCACCUCUGACCCAAACCACCACAUUUGUUUGAUCUGUUCUUGCCGAAAUAAAAAUGACAUUCACUUUG
Messenger RNA from Salvelinus fontinalis (brook trout), 1927 nucleotides. RefSeq names its product galectin-9B-like. Gene Ontology annotation, molecular function: galactoside binding; carbohydrate binding. Gene Ontology annotation, biological process: negative regulation of type II interferon production; positive regulation of gene expression; negative regulation of CD4-positive, alpha-beta T cell proliferation. Gene Ontology annotation, cellular component: cytosol; nucleus. The coding region runs from base 704 to 1813 and encodes 369 amino acids. NCBI's taxonomy places the organism in Eukaryota, Metazoa, Chordata, Actinopteri, Salmoniformes, Salmonidae. The transcript has 8 exons. The record is from RefSeq and is a predicted model, not a curated record.